AUGAGCUACGCUUCUCCACGGCCUCUGGCGCCUACAGGCGCGUCGGAUCUGGCAUCCCAGGAUAAGCCCGAGUCGCGGGGAGGUUCCGUGAAGGCGGCGAGGGAACGGCUACGGGUAGCAAAGGACCCACGAUCUCGUGUGGCUGGGGACGCACGGCAGCGGCGGGCAGAGCCUUCAUUACGGACACCUCCUUCCGGGUCCCAUGUCUCACCUCCACGAAACGGCCUGCUGCAGCAAUCAGAAACAUUGACACCGCCCUCGAGUAGCGAAAGCGCAAGAGGCUUCAUACAUCCUCCAGGCCCACAAUGGCCGCUUCCGGACCACAGAGUCAUUGAACCUCCGAGGGGAAGGAGUCCAACAGGGCAACAGCCGUCCGGAAAAAAAACUCCGCCCCAACGGCCACCGCGGCCGAACCAUGUUGCAUCUGCUCUGGACCCUACAGCAUCACAACCUGUCGGUACGUCGUCGACGCCUCAUCCGGCUAGAGGAGGUCUACGGCCGCUGGAGAACCCGUGGCACGAAGAUGAUUCACAUUCACCGACUUAUGCCUCACCUGAUAUGUCACGGCCAGUCACCAUUUCUUCGCAAACAUCAAGUGGCUCGUCUUCAGCAACUAUACCCGAUUUUCCUAUCCCUGCUAUGCACGCCGCACCUCGUCGAAGUCCAAAUUUAGGACCGCCACCAUCAGCGCGAAGAGGACCGUCUUCUUACUACUCUAAUAUGUCGUACGUGUCGCCUAUAGCGGAAGAGACCGAGAGUCGCAAGUCACGUGGCUCCUUCGCGUCGAGCACCGUCAUUCCCGGCCGAGGUAUUCAGGACUUUUUCGAAGACGCUACGCCAUCCGAAGAAGAGGGGCCUGCCGGUUUGAACCAUGGGCGGGAGUCGAGAGCAUCGGACCACGGCGAAGAAAGCGGUUUAGUCCGGAAGGCCAGUCUAGGCAAGAGGCAUAAGCCUGCUCUAACAACCAUCAAGAGCGGUGAUAAUCUCCGCACUGUCGACAAGGAACCGGCACAAUAUCCAUCACCAUCUCGGGAAGGCGGCAUUGUAGGACAAGCAGCUGUUGCGGCAGGUGCAGCAGGAGGAGCAUUUGCUGCGGGUUUGGGCCAGUCGAGGAACCGAUCGCAAACAGAGAAAGAGCUGGAAGGUGGGUUUCUCAGCAGUGGUACCGGCUUGUUGGAUCCGUCAUCGCCGUCAAGCUCAUCCACUGAGUCGCUCGACGACUUCAAGAGGAAGGAGAUGAUGUUGGACACGAAGACGCCUCCAGCACGUUCAGCAGCACGCUCUCCUUUGCCCCCUGUUGAUUCCAAGGUGGAGCAGAUUUUAGGCGGGCUCGGGAAAGGCGGUGCCCUGGACUCUGAUGCCAUCGGCAGAUUCAAAUCCCCUACUCAGACUUCUCUGUCUGAGCGGGUCGGCAGUCGAAGGCCGCCUCGACUCGAUGUCGAUUCGAUCCGGGACGCAGAAGCUCGAGGUAGUCUCACAAGUCUACCUGAUCUGAUAAGACGAGCGACUCGGCUCGCCGCGAACUUGGAUCGCGGCAAAACUGCCAGCAGGCUGGGCCUUAACCACUUUGACAGUAGCAGUUCAGAGCGACACAGGUUCGAUGACGAGAAAAGGCGAUCAGGAUCGCUUUCGGACAUUCUGUCCUCUUUUCCACCACCCGGUCUGGGGUCAUCCAUCGGCGACGGAACACCAGGCCGCACCAUCUCCCGCAUGCCAUCCAACCUCGCAAUGGGUCAGUUGGCCUCUGAUCAGCCGGGCGGGUCGCACAAACCGCAAUCUCGCCGCCGAAGAUGCUGCGGCAUGCCCCUCUGGGGCUUCGCCACUCUCUUAGUAAUUCUCCUUAUACUCAUAAUCGCCGCUAUCAUAAUACCCAUAGUCCUUAUUGUCCUACCAAACCGAGAAGCCAACGCGGCCGCCGCAGCCGAUCGCGCCAUCGCGGAGUGUCAAAGAAGUCUGACAUGCGAGAACGGCGGAACGGCUGUGCUGGGCGCGACCGGUACCUGCUCAUGCCUGUGUUCGAAUGGAUUCACUGGCGAGAGAUGCACGACCGUAUCCGACGCUGGAUGCAUCACGACCACCAUCGCCGGCGUCGACGAUGCGACGGUGGGUUCCGCAAUACCGCGCCUCCUGCAAGACGCGCAGACCAACUUCAGCAUCCCGCUCGACGCCACGACGCUGCUUUCGCUCUUCUCAUCAACAAACCUCCGCUGCGCGUCCGAAAACGCCCUCGUAACAUUCAGCGGCCUCUCCGCUCGCUCAGUACCCGACUGGGACAACCUCAUCGCGCCCUCACCGCCACCCCCACCCGCAGCCACCACCACCACCACAACCCCACCCCGCCUCCCCCGCCGCCAGCAAACCCCGCACGAACCCGGCAUCCCCCAAACAAGCAACGGCGUCAUCUUCGCCGCCCGCCCCACCUCUUCUCCCACUCCGUCAUCGCAGUCCCCUUCAUCUGCAUCUUCCACCGCAUCGCCAGAGUCCGACGCACUCAGGACGAACGCCACAGUCCUAGACUUUGCGCGUGUGGCUGUGCUGUAUGUCUUCCAGGAGAGCCGGACGUUUGACGCGGCGGUGGACGCGCAGGGGAUCCUGAACACGUUCUUUGCGGGGAACUUGGUUGUUGCGGGAGGUGCGGGUGGGGGGGAUGGGGUUAGUGCAAGUAGCUUGGCGCUGGAGAAUGGGUUUGGGGUUGAUUUGGUCGGGUUGAGGGUUUUGGUGGCGAAUGGGACGUGGGUGCCGUAG
Molecule: messenger RNA, 2745 nt
Organism: Coniosporium apollinis CBS 100218
Lineage: Eukaryota; Fungi; Ascomycota; Dothideomycetes
Exons: 1
Coding region: 1-2745 (914 amino acids)
Source: RefSeq, a predicted model, not a curated record